Messenger RNA from Euleptes europaea (tarantolino), 1054 nucleotides. RefSeq names its product cyclin H (gene CCNH). The record is from RefSeq and is a predicted model, not a curated record. The transcript is spliced from 9 exons. Gene Ontology annotation, cellular component: transcription factor TFIIK complex; nucleus. The coding region runs from base 1 to 966 and encodes 321 amino acids. Gene Ontology annotation, biological process: regulation of transcription by RNA polymerase II; DNA-templated transcription; regulation of cyclin-dependent protein serine/threonine kinase activity. Gene Ontology annotation, molecular function: cyclin-dependent protein serine/threonine kinase regulator activity. NCBI's taxonomy places the organism in Eukaryota, Metazoa, Chordata, Lepidosauria, Squamata, Sphaerodactylidae.
AUGUAUCAGAGCAGCACGCAGAGGCGCCACUGGACCUUCCGCAGCGAGGAGGAGCUGAGUCGGCGCCGGGCCGACGCCAACCGCAGGUUCCGGUGCAGAGCGGUGGCCAAUGGGAAGGUUCAACAGAAUGACUCAUUUAUUCUUGAGCCACGUGAAGAGUUGACAAUUUGUAAAUAUUAUGAAAAAAGAUUACUGGAUUUCUGCUCUGUCUUCAAGCCAGUAAUGCCCAGAUCUGUUGUGGGAUCAGCUUGCAUGUACUUCAAACGUUUUUACCUCAACAACUCAGUGAUGGAGUAUCAUCCUCGUGUGAUUAUGUUAACUUGUGCAUUUUUGGCAUGUAAAGUUGAUGAGUUUAACGUGUCCAGUGCACAGUUUGUUGGUAACCUUCGUGAAAGCCCAAUAGGCCAGGAAAAGGCCUUGGAACAGAUCUUGGAAUAUGAAUUGCUACUUAUUCAGCAGCUGAAUUUCCAUCUUAUAGUGCACAACCCUUACAGGCCAUUUGAAGGCUUCUUGAUUGAUUUGAAGACUCGUUAUCCAUUGCUUGAGAAUCCUGAGACACUAAGGAAAACCGCUGAUGACUUUCUUAAUCGGGUAGCUUUGACAGAUGCCUCCCUUCUAUAUACACCUUCUCAGAUAGCUCUCACUGCUAUUCUGUCUAGUGCGUCCAGGGCAGGGAUCAGUAUGGAAAGUUACUUGUCAGAAUGUCUAAUGCUGAAAGAGAACAAAGCUUCCCUCUCCCAGUUACUGGAUGGCAUGAAAUGCAUGAAAAAUCUGGUAAAGAAAUAUGAGCCGCCACAUCCAGAAGAAGUUGCUGUUCUGAAGCAGAAGCUAGAGAAAUGUCAUAGCCCGGAACUUGCUCUCAACACAAACACGAAGAAGAGGAAGGGCUAUGAAGAGGAUGAAUACUUUACAAAGAAAUCGAAAAUGGAUGAGGAUGAAUGGACAGAUGAUGACUUCAUAGAAUAACAGCAACUGUCCAUGCAGAUGAAAUCUUGAACACUUUAGAGGAAUUUAGAUUCUUACAACUCAUUGCACAGUUCUCCUAUUGUUAUUG